AUGAGUGGCGUCUCGAGGCGGCGUUUCGCGGCGGCUACGGCCGCGAUAUCGGUUUCUGUUGUGACGCUCCUGUUUCUGCUCACCGUCGGUUUUUAUGGGCAGCGAGUAGAUGCUGAAAGGGAGAUCGGACUCGGAUCCGAGCAACACGGCUCCGGCUCCGGCUCCAACCGCAAGCUCCUCCAAGUCGACGAAGGUACAUCGUCGUCGUCGUCGUCGACUGACCGGGUGGGCGACGGGUGCAGCAAGGACGACAUCGUGGUGCACCAGGGGGCGACGCCGCCGCUGCCCAGCGGGAUCCCGACGUACACCGUGGUGGUGCUGAACCUGUGCCCCUCGCGUGGCGGCUGCGCCAUGGCCCACAUCCACCUCACCUGCGGCGCCUUCAGCUCCGCUCGUCUCGUCAACCCCCGCAUCUUCCGCCGCCUCCGCGUCAACGACUGCCUCCUCAACGAUGGCCGCCCCCUUCCCUCGGGUUCCUCCAUCUCGUUUCAGUACGCCAACUCCUUCUCCUACCCCCUCGCCGUCUCCAACGCCUCCUGCAUCCGCUCCUCCUAAACCAGCCUGCAGCCAAUCUCCCAAAAGAAAGAAAAAAAGAAGAGCUUUUUGUUGCUUUUGAUUCCUCCUUUUCUCCGCCUAACCUUUUUAGCUGCCGCUGAUGCUGACCAUCUUCUGCUUUGUCUCCAACUUUAUUGUCUCCGCUCGUUUUCUGGCAGCAGACUCGGUGUAGGUUGUCAGAGAGAGUUGCGAGAGAAGGUAGACUCCGAUGCCUCUUUUGGGCUUCGUUAUGGAGACGGGGGGAAGUGUAGUUAAUGCGAGUACAAGUUAAACUGGACGUGGGGUGGUGGUGAGCAGGGGCUCACGUGCAUCUUUUGUGUCCAUAAAAGAACGCAUAUCUGGCUAAUUUUGGGUUUA
Molecule: messenger RNA, 912 nt
Organism: Musa acuminata subsp. malaccensis (wild Malaysian banana)
Lineage: Eukaryota; Viridiplantae; Streptophyta; Magnoliopsida; Zingiberales; Musaceae
Product: TPD1 protein homolog 1-like
Biological process (GO): cell fate determination
Source: RefSeq, a predicted model, not a curated record